AUGUCUCGGGCUCGUGGUGCGCACAAAACUGUCGUGCUGAAUGGACAAUUGCUGCCACAGGUUGUCAAACUCCGUCGCAACGUCAUCACAAAACUGCUGGAUUUGCGCGACUUGACAGGUGCCGCCGCACGACUUGGCCGCCGCCGCGGCGACCUUUUCGCCGUGCUCAUCGCACCCGGUCACGAAGAAAGGCUCCGCUCCGGCCAUGCGAUAGAACCUCGACAGGGCAUCGGCGGCGAUCGUGGGAUAGGCGGAGCCCAUGUGCGGCGAGGCAUUGACAUAGUACAACGGGGUGGUGAUGACACGGCGGCUUCCGCGGAGCGAGGAUGGAUCGGCGGUGGCCCGAACCGUGGCCCGCGCUCGGCGGGAUACGCGGACGUUAAAUGGGGCAGGGUGCGACGACAAGCAGCGGGUGGAAAGUCUCUGGUAUCGCAGAAUGCCUCUCGACACGACGGUGGGCACAAAACCAAGGUCCAUGAAGCAAGGUACGGUCAGGGGUUGCUGCGAGUCGGGAGUCGUGAGAAUUGGGGAUUCGGGUGACGUCUCACAUGCGGGGGAGCGUGUUUGAUAAGGCUUGCCGUCUUGCUCCCUAUUAACAAAGACUCUUUGUCAAAGAGUGAGGGAGUGAAGGAAUCGCAGAGCUCGCAAUCUCAUCCAAAUCCAGUCAGCACCUCUGACGCACAGAUGAGAGGACGUGGCCAUGUGUAGACUGCACGUUCGAUAUGUAAGUUCGACUUCUGUAAGGCCCGUUUCUGUAAGAAAGUAGACUGUACACGUGUACAAAACAAGCUCCCUUCUGUAAGGCCCGUUUCUGUAAGGAAGUACUGUAGACUGUACACGUGUACAGAACAAGCUCUAUUUCACACCUAACCUCCUUAUCACAUACAAUCCAGUCUCCAGGUUUUGCACGUUGAAGUACAUAUAAAUGAUGUUGGAGUUGG
Messenger RNA from Chondrus crispus (carragheen), 941 nucleotides. RefSeq lists its product as hypothetical. The record is from RefSeq and is a predicted model, not a curated record. NCBI's taxonomy places the organism in Eukaryota, Rhodophyta, Florideophyceae, Gigartinales, Gigartinaceae. Bases 1 to 540 code for a protein of 179 amino acids. The transcript has 2 exons.